Molecule: messenger RNA, 666 nt
Organism: Prosopis cineraria
Lineage: Eukaryota; Viridiplantae; Streptophyta; Magnoliopsida; Fabales; Fabaceae
Exons: 2
Coding region: 1-666 (221 amino acids)
Source: RefSeq, a predicted model, not a curated record
AUGACGCAAGAAGAGGCCAGAGCAUCGCAAAACUUGAUUAAAGAUAUUAUUUCUAUCUGUGGUAAUAGAAUUAAAGCUUUAUUUGAUUCGAGAGCUACAUUUUCGUUCAUCUCAGAAGAAUAUGUAGAUAGAUUGAAGUUAGAACUGAAAGAGCUACCUAUGAUAAUUAAAGUGACUACGCCUUUUAGAUCCACGAGUAUUACUAGCAAAGUAUGUUUGAAAGUUAAGAUUGUAUUUGCGGAUGAAGUAUCUGUGAUCAAUCUUAUUUGCAUUCCUAUGAAAGGGAUUGAUGUGAUAGUUGGUAUGGAUUGGUUAGCAGCUAAUAAUGUUAUGCUAGAUUGUGCCAGGAAGCUAGUCUCUUUGCCAUUAUCGUUGAAAAUAGUGUAUUAUAGGGGUAUUGAGAAGAUUGGAGUGGUAAGUGAAUUUCUUGAGAUAUCGUCCGAAGAGAUAUCUAGAUUACCUCCAGAAAGAGAAGUUGAAUUCUCAAUAGAUUUGGUUCCUGAUACUGAGCUAAUUUCUAAAGCCCCUUAUCGGAUGUCACCCUCAGAGCUCAAUGAGUUAAAGAAGCAGAUUGAUGAUUUGCUUAACAAAGGUUUUAUCAGGUUGAGUGUAUCACCUUGGGGUUUGCUGGUGUUAUUUGUGAGAAAAAAGGAUGAUAGUUUGUAG